UAGAUGGCAUCGUCUUCCGUGGCUAUGGAGAUUGACGACUCUCCUUUCCAGGGGCUUGAGCGUUCCAUCAAGGCUGUGGAAGCUGAAAUCGAGGGAGUGGAGAAACAACUGGCGAGCGAGCAAGAUCCGGUAGAGAGGCAGUAUCUGUGGAAGAAGAAGCACCAGCUGCGGGAGGAGAAGCAGCAGCUGCGGGAGGAGAAGCUCCUCCUACUUAAAUCUAAUCUGCCCCACGGAACCGGUGGAUCUGACGCAACCAGGUAUAACUACGAGCUUCCGACGUCUUUAGAAGCGGGUGACAUGUUCCACUUCUGCCCAGAGGUCUUCCAUAAGGAUUUCUAUUAUGUUCAGCAGGUGUGGAAACCAUUUUACACAGAGAUGAGCAAGGUUACCCAAGGGCACGUUAGCGUGGUACACGUCUCCGGCAACCCCGGCAUAGGCAAGUCCCAUUUUCUGGUUUACGUGCUCGUUAAUCUACUCAAGGAAGGGAAGACCGUCCAGGUGGAGCUCGUUAUUCAGGAAACUGUGGAUUAUUAUGCUUUCUAUCCGGACGGGACAUACCAGAUUCUUAACGAGUUUAACAGGUCGCUGCAAGGGGAGAUCCUACUGACUGAUCAGAGCUUUGUUGGUCACUAUGGGCGAAUUACGUAUAUCUUUGCAUCUCCCAAUAGAGACAACUGGGUGGAUGCGUGGAAGAACAUAACCUCGAGCUGCUUCCAACAGCUUUUCAUGCCGCCUUGGUCCUUUGAGGAACUAGAAAAUCUUUUCUACCGGUACGCGUAUCUGGAGGAGAACAGGUUCUCAGAUCCUCGAACAGAGUUUCGUGUGAGAAAUCUACUAUUUGGUCCUAUACCCAGGUGGUACUUCUUCACCCUGGAGAACGGAUAUCAGGAGAUAUUAAAGAAUGUGCAAGGGAUGGUCGGGGAAGGGGUGCUUCAGGUGCAGGACUUGAGAGGUGCUGGUGACAAGGAAGAAUAUUCAUAUACAGUGUUCACAAUAUGGCCAAGUGUGGAUUUUUUGUCUAUUCAAUCAAUCAGGCCCAUCUCCCAGUGGGUUUCACAAAGCAUUGUUGAGGUGGCCGCUUACAGGAAGCUCAAGGGGUUUGAGACCUUCGUCUUGGCUGCUGAGAGUGACCCGGCAUUGAAAGUCGCUGCUGGGAAUCUUUUUAAACUGGAGGAAGGACACAAGUUCCAGAACUUCCCCAUCGUCGACAGUAUAACGCCGAACCAUAUGAUCCAAGUGUCCUUGGCGAAGUCCAGGAAGCCCAUGGAUCAGGCUGUCUUCUCCAGACUGCGGUCGGAUUUAAACCAGAAGAUGCUGUCUGAUGAAGACAAGCAACUGGUCUUAGCUGGUGAUUUGAGGUAUCGCCAGAUCCAGGCAUUGUGCAAGAAGUAUGGAAUUCAUGCAAACCAGCACAAGGAGGUGAUGCUCGAGGAACUCAAGGAACUUGUUGCUCUUGCUAAUGUCCAAGAUGGUGGCAGCCUGCAAGAGGAGCAACUGAGGCUGAUUGUGAAGACUAUUGCAUUGCAGAGUGGCUUCUCAGUGAAUUCAGGUUGGCACUAUCUGACUCUCAAAGAGCUUUUCACCUCUGUGAAGAAUGAUAUCCAUUAUGGCGAUUAUGAACCUUUUUUUGCGCUGGAAGAUGAUGCUGUUGAAGACAAUGGAUAUGCAGCGAUGGAUAAUUGGGACAUAAAGCUUGGCUUCCAUGGGGGUGGAAUUGCAUCCGGGUUUGAAUCUGAGAUCGUGUACACUGCUCUAAUGGAGGAGACCCAAGUGACCUUGAAGUUGGCACAUCUAGAUGGUACUCUAGUUGGAAAGCAGACUCUCUUCAUUUCACAUACUGUUUUCAAGGCCCUUACAGGGUUGGAAGUCAUGAAUGGCAAGUCAGUUGAUGAAGCUGCUGAUUUUCCUAAGCGGCCUGUGCACAAGCUGAAAAAGUGGACGACCAGAAUGGGAAUGUCCAAUAAUAGUGCAUCCAGAAGUAUCACUUUGAGCUCCCUGCUAUACAACAUGGCUGGUUGA
Molecule: messenger RNA, 2019 nt
Organism: Selaginella moellendorffii
Lineage: Eukaryota; Viridiplantae; Streptophyta; Lycopodiopsida; Selaginellales; Selaginellaceae
Exons: 8
Coding region: 4-2019 (671 amino acids)
Source: RefSeq, a predicted model, not a curated record